UCCACAACCAAUCGGAACGCACGUAAGGCCGAGGGUGUUUGGUAUGCUCUCGGGACAGGGCAGCUUGUUCGUAGUAAUUCAAGGUUUUGAUCGUCUAACAAUAUUGUUGUGCUAUCGUUGUCUGUUACAAAAGAAAUAAUUCGCCUUCGACGGCCGCGAAAUCUUGUUGGAUUUAAUUUAGCCGCGCAUAGAAUGGCAGCAGUUUUUGAUAUCGAAUUGCACGAUGCGGACACGGUAAAUAGGGACGAGUCUGAUGAUGAUGUUAUCGAGAUUGGCGAGGAAGAGUACGAUGCGAAUCCUAACGUGAAUGAGAUAACCGAAUCGGAAGGUGUCGAAACAGUACCUAUAUCGGAACAGAAUGUAAAUCGUGGACGGGAAAGAGCUGGACCGCAGGAUUUCGAACUUUGUAAAGUUAUUGGGAAGGGUGGUUAUGGCAAGGUCUUUCAAGUGCGUAAAAUUACGGGUAAUGACAGUGGCACAAUUUUCGCGAUGAAGGUCCUGCGUAAAGCUUCAAUUAUAAGGAAUCAAAAAGAUACUGCACAUACUAAGGCUGAAAGAAAUAUUUUAGAAGCUGUAAAGCAUCCUUUCAUCGUAGACCUUAUGUAUGCUUUUCAAACUGGCGGCAAAUUGUAUCUGAUUCUGGAAUAUAUGUGUGGUGGUGAAUUAUUUAGACACUUAAAUGAUGAAGGCAUUUUUCUUGAAGAAACUGCUUGUUUCUAUCUAUCAGAAAUAAUAUUGGCCCUGCAACAUCUUCAUUUACAGGGAAUUAUUUAUAGAGAUUUAAAACCAGAAAAUAUAUUAUUAGAUGCAGAGGGACAUAUAAAAUUAACUGAUUUUGGUUUAUGUAAAGAACAUAUACAAGAUGGCACUGUCACACACACAUUCUGUGGUACUAUAGAAUAUAUGGCUCCAGAAAUACUAACAAGAAGUGGACAUGGUAAAGCAGUAGAUUGGUGGAGUCUUGGAACUUUGAUGUAUGAUAUGCUCACAGGUUCACCACCAUUCACAUCUGAUAAUAGAAAGAAGACCAUUGAAAAAAUUUUACGUGGUAAACUAAAUCUGCCACAAUACUUAACACCUGAUUCCAGAGAUCUCAUACGAAAAUUAUUGAAGAGACAAGUUGCACAAAGAUUAGGAUCUGGGCCGUCUGAUGCGGAACAAAUAAAAAAUCAUCAAUUCUUCAAGCAUAUCAACUGGAAUGACGUAAUUUCUCGAAAAUUAGAACCGCCUUUUCGACCAACAUUAACAAGUGAGGAUGAUGUGUCACAGUUUGAUAAAAAAUUUACAACAUCCGCACCAAUUGAUUCCCCUGCGGAAUACACGUUAAGUGAAUCCGCCAACAGAGUAUUUCAAGGAUUCACUUAUGUGGCACCUAGUAUACUAGAGGAUAUGUAUUCACAGCCACGGGUAAUAAAUGCUAGAAGUCCACGUAGAGGCAAUAUGCGUGGUUUUUCUCCUAGAGGCACACAUUUUCAUUUACAUAAUAAUCAUGUACAAAAUCAUAGACACAAUGGAGUUGGACAUGGCAAUGUAGAAGAUACAGAAAUGAUCGAAAUCGGCUAACUGCCACUUUUUUAUAGUGAAAAAAUGCUUAGCAUUUCGGCCUAACUUCUGAACAUCCAUGACCAAUCCUUGUGUCUCAGGGAGGGAUUUUAUAAAACAUAGAUGGAGUAGCAAAAGGAUAGGUCCAAUAUCCAGUGCUUCAUUGGAUGUUCAGUAGUUAAAUGUAGCUAAUUUUUUUUUUUAAUCAAAUCUAAUUAUAAUACAGGUACUAAUUAAGAUUAUGCUUUAAGAGCAGCGACGCAGUAGUUAUUUGGUAGCAUGUAAUAAAAAAUAUAUAUAUUUAUGAGUGAAGAAGCUCUUGGAACACGAAAUAAUCAAGAGAGAAAGAGUUUUAUUUACUUAUUUUGUCGUUACUAGCUAUGUACUGAACGUUAUAACAAGAUGCAUUAUUCGCAUACAUUAUAGGCAAAGUACUGCAUACUUUUCAUUAAUUCGUUAAUACGUAAUCACUUUAUUGUGUUUUUUGUACAUAUGAUUAGCAGGUUGGUUGGAUAUUCAUAUGCAAAUAUAUAUAUAUGUAUAGAAAGAAAGAAAAAAAGAUACACAUACAAACGUCAUUAAUGCAAAGUGCGACAGACUGAAAAAUUCCAGCACUUUUAGAGAUUCAUAAAUUAUACUGUUAAUACAAAAGUUUGACGUUCAACCAUCCUGUAAUACUUGUAUAUUUAAAAGUCCGUACAUGGCGCGUGUAAUAAUGUUGCGGUGUACGCAUGCUUAAGUGUAAUUAAUUCAAGAAAAAAAAGGAAAGAAAGAAAGAACAUAUAAAA
Bombus pascuorum is the source of this 2330-nucleotide messenger RNA. Its product is annotated as ribosomal protein S6 kinase beta-1-like. The transcript is spliced from 12 exons. Gene Ontology annotation, molecular function: ATP binding; protein serine/threonine kinase activity. NCBI's taxonomy places the organism in Eukaryota, Metazoa, Arthropoda, Insecta, Hymenoptera, Apidae. The record is from RefSeq and is a predicted model, not a curated record. Gene Ontology annotation, biological process: signal transduction; protein phosphorylation. The coding region runs from base 193 to 1563 and encodes 456 amino acids.